Elephantulus edwardii (Cape elephant shrew) is the source of this 4638-nucleotide messenger RNA. It is a transcript of the gene RALGAPB, whose product is annotated as Ral GTPase activating protein, beta subunit (non-catalytic). The record is from RefSeq and is a predicted model, not a curated record. Lineage: Eukaryota; Metazoa; Chordata; Mammalia; Macroscelidea; Macroscelididae. Gene Ontology annotation, biological process: regulation of small GTPase mediated signal transduction; activation of GTPase activity. Gene Ontology annotation, molecular function: GTPase activator activity. The coding region runs from base 25 to 4512 and encodes 1495 amino acids. The transcript has 29 exons.
UUUGGAUAGUACUUUAGUGGCACGAUGUACUCUGAGUGGAGGUCCCUGCAUUUGGUGAUUCAGAAUGAUCAAGGCCAUACCAGUGUGCUGCACAGCUAUCCUGAGAGUGUUGGUCGAGAGGUGGCAAAUGCAGUGGUCCGUCCUCUUGGACAGGCCUUAGGGACCCCUUCAGUGGCUGGUAGUGAGUGUUUGUUAAAAACUGACAAAGAGGUAAAAUGGACCAUGGAAGUAAUUUGCUAUGGACUAACCCUUCCAUUGGAUGGAGAGACUGUAAAAUACUGUGUUGAUGUUUAUACAGAUUGGAUUAUGGCUUUAGUGUUGCCGAAAGAUUCUAUUCCAUUGCCAGUUACUAAAGAGCCUAAUCUGUAUGUCCAAAGUAUAUUAAAACACCUUCAAAAUCUUUUUGUACCAAGACAGGAACAUGGCUCCAGUCAGAUCCGAUUGUGCUUGCAGGUUCUGCGAGCUAUCCAGAAACUGGCCCGCGAAUCAUCCAUCAUGGCCCGAGAAACCUGGGAAGUGUUACUUCUGUUUCUUCUGCAGAUAAAUGAUAUACUUCUGGCCCCACCAACUAUUCAAGGUGGCAUUGCCGAGAAUCUAGCAGAGAAGUUGAUUGGUGUUCUCUUUGAGGUUUGGCUCCUAGCUUGUACUCGGUGCUUCCCAACACCUCCUUAUUGGAAAACAGCCAAGGAGAUGGUGGCCAAUUGGAGGCACCAUCCAGCAGUGGUGGAACAGUGGAGCAAGGUCAUCUGUGCGCUCACUUCAAGAUUGCUACGCUUUACGUAUGGUCCUUCAUUUCCUCCAUUCAAAGUUCCUGAUGAGGAUGCCAGUCUGAUACCUCCUGAAAUGGAUAAUGAGUGUAUUGCACAGACAUGGUUUCGGUUUUUACAUAUGUUAAGUAAUCCUGUGGAUUUGAGCAAUCCAGCCAUUAUAAGCUCUACUCCAAAAUUUCAGGAACAGUUCUUGAAUGUGAGCGGAAUGCCACAAGAAUUGAAUCAGUAUCCCUGCCUUAAACAUCUGCCUCAAAUUUUUUUUCGUGCCAUGCGAGGAAUCAGCUGUUUAGUGGAUGCAUUCUUAGGCAUUUCCAGACCCCGAUCAGACAGUGCUCCCCCAACCCCUGUGAAUAGAUUAAGCAUGCCUCAGAGUGCUGCUGUCAAUACCACGCCACCACACAGCCGGAGGCACCGAACCGUUACUGUGAAUAAGGCCACCAUGAAGACCAGCACGGUUAGUACUGCUCACGCGUCGAAAGUUCAGCACCAGACAUCCUCCACUUCCCCUCUGUCAAGUCCAAAUCAGACUAGUUCAGAACCCCGGCCAUUGCCUGCCCCUCGGAGACCAAAGGUUAACAGCAUCUUGAAUCUCUUCGGAUCAUGGUUAUUUGAUGCAGCAUUUGUUCAUUGUAAACUUCAUAAUGGGAUAAACAGAGACAGCAGCAUGACUGCCAUUACAACACAAGCUAGCAUGGAGUUUCGACGGAAAGGGUCACAAAUGUCCACAGACACCAUGGUUUCCAAUCCUAUGUUUGAUGCAAGUGAAUUUCCUGAUAACUAUGAAGCAGGAAGAGCUGAGGCUUGUGGGACACUGUGUAGGAUUUUUUGUAGCAAGAAGACUGGAGAAGAGAUUCUGCCAGCGUAUCUAUCCAGAUUUUACAUGCUUUUAAUUCAAGGUUUGCAGAUAAAUGAUUAUGUGUGCCAUCCUGUGUUGGCCAGCGUUAUUCUAAACUCUCCUCCUUUGUUCUGCUGUGACUUGAAAGGGAUUGAUGUUGUGGUCCCUUACUUUAUUUCAGCUCUUGAAACCAUUUUGCCUGACAGAGAACUCUCAAAAUUCAAAAGCUAUGUAAAUCCAACAGAAUUGAGACGAUCUUCCAUUAAUAUCCUACUUUCUUUGUUACCCCUCCCUCAUCAUUUUGGCACAGUCAAAUCUGAGGUGGUCCUGGAAGGAAAGUUUAGUAAUGAUGACAGCUCUUCAUAUGAUAAACCAAUAACUUUUCUGUCUCUGAAGUUGAGACUUGUGAAUAUUCUAAUUGGUGCCUUGCAGACAGAAACAGACCCAAACAACACACAGAUGAUACUAGGGGCAAUGUUAAAUAUUGUUCAAGAUUCAGCACUUUUAGAAGCCAUUGGCUGUCAAAUGGAGAUGGGUGGUGGAGAAAGUAACCUGAAGAGUCACAGUCGAACUAACAGUGGUAUUAGUUCAGCAAGUGGUGGAAGCACAGAGCCCACAACUCCCGAUAGUGAAAGACCCGCUCAAGCUCUCCUAAGGGAUUACGCUCUUAAUACAGAUUCAGCUGCUGGGCUCCUGAUUCGCAGCAUCCAUCUCGUCACUCAGAGGCUCAACUCGCAGUGGCGGCAGGACAUGAGCAUCUCACUGGCGGCUCUAGAGCUCCUCUCUGGCCUGGCAAAGGUGAAGGUGCUGGUUGACUCAGGAGACCGGAAGCGAGCCAUCAGUUCCGUGUGCACCUAUAUUGUGUACCAGUGUAGUCGGCCCGCUCCCCUUCACUCCCGGGAUCUGCACUCCAUGAUAGUGGCAGCUUUUCAGUGUCUCUGUGUCUGGCUGACAGAGCAUCCUGAUAUGCUUGAUGAAAAGGACUGCCUUAAGGAAGUUCUGGAGAUUGUGGAACUGGGUAUCUCAGGAAGUAAGUCCAAGAAUAGUGAGCAAGAAGUCAAGUACAAAGGAGAUAAGGAGCCAAACCCGGCGUCUAUGAGGGUAAAGGAUGCUGCUGAAGCCACUCUGACAUGUAUCAUGCAGUUGCUUGGUGCAUUUCCUUCACCCAGUGGUCCUGCCUCUCCCUGUAGUCUGGUGAAUGAGACCACGUUGAUUAAGUACUCCAGAUUGCCAACAAUAAACAAGCAUAGUUUCCGAUACUUUGUCUUGGAUAACAGCGUCAUCCUGGCAAUGCUGGAACAGCCCCUGGGGAAUGAACAGAAUGAUUUUUUCCCUUCUGUCACCGUGCUGGUCCGGGGAAUGUCUGGAAGACUUGCUUGGGCACAACAGCUCUGUCUUCUACCCAGAGGAGCAAAAGCCAAUCAGAAGAUUUUUGUUCCUGAACCUCGCCCAGUUCCUAAAAAUGAUGUUGGAUUUAAAUAUACUGUGAAACAUCGACCAUUUCCUGAAGAGGUAGACAAGAUUCCUUUUGUGAAAGCAGAUCUGAGCAUUCCAGAUUUGCAUGAAAUCGUCACUGAAGAAUUAGAAGAGAGACAUGAAAAAUUGAGAAAUGGCAUGGUUCAGCAGAUUGCUUAUGAAAUGCACCUUGAACAACAAAGUGAGGAGGAAUUGCGGAAGAAAACUUUUCCUGAUCCAAUUACAGAUUGUAAGCCCCCACCUCCUGCACAGGAAUUCCAAACAGCACGCCUUUUCCUUUCACACUUUGGAUUCUUAUCGUUAGAAGCAUUGAAGGAACCUGCAAAUAGCCGUCUACCUCCUCACCUUAUUGCACUUGACUCCACGAUACCUGGAUUUUUUGAUGACAUUGGGUAUCUGGAUCUCUUGCCGUGUCGUCCUUUUGACACAGUUUUUAUUUUCUAUAUGAAGCCAGGUCAGAAGACAAAUCAAGAGAUUUUAAAGAAUGUAGAAUCUUCAAGAACUGUUCAGCCCCACUUCCUCGAAUUUUUGCUCUCCCUUGGCUGGUCAGUAGAUAUAGGCAGACACCCUGGAUGGACCGGCCAUGUUUCCACCAGUUGGUCUAUUAACAGCUGCGAUGAUGGUGACGGAUCUGAACAAGAUGAAGUGAUUGCCUCUGAAGAUAUUGGGGCCAGCAUUUUCAAUGGACAGAAGAAGGUGCUGUAUUAUGCUGAUGCCCUUACGGAAAUAGCUUUUGUGGUUCCUUCUCAUGUGGAGUCCUUAACUGAUUCAUUAGAAAGUAACAUCUCGGACCAAGAUAGUGAUUCAAAUAUGGAUCUUAUGCCAGGAAUUCUAAAACAGCCAUCUCUGACACUUGAGCUUUUCCCCAAUCAUACAGACAAUCUUAAUUCUUCACAGAGGCUCAGUCCCAGUUCCAGAAUGAAGAAGCUGCCUCAGGGGCGCCCUGUGCCUCCCCUUGGACCUGAGACCAGAGUUUCCGUAGUCUGGGUGGAGCGCUACGAUGAUAUAGAAAACUUUCCCCUAUCAGACCUUAUGACAGAAAUCAGUACUGGUGUGGAAACUACUGCAAAUAGCAGCACAUCUCUGAGAUCAACCACUCUUGAAAAAGAAGUUCCUGUCAUCUUCAUCCACCCUUUAAACACUGGAUUAUUCCGGAUAAAAAUUCAAGGAGCCACUGGAAAAUUUAACAUGGUCAUCCCUCUCGUGGAUGGGAUGAUAGUCAGUAGGAGAGCACUUGGGUUCCUGGUGAGGCAGACUGUAAUAAACAUUUGUAGAAGAAAGAGACUAGAGAGUGACUCCUACAGUCCUCCCCAUGUGCGCCGAAAACAGAAGAUCGCUGACAUCGUCAACAAGUACCGCAACAAACAGCUGGAACCAGAGUUUUAUACUGCACUUUUCCAGGAGGUCGGACUCAAGAACUGUAGUUCUUAGACCACUGUCUGUGUUGGACUAUUUAACUCCAAUUUUGGGCUAAAAUAUCAAAACAAAACUAUUUGACAGGUGAUCACUGUAAAAAUAAAAACAAAUCACUCCCUAAGAGCUUACCGUUUAAUCACC